Messenger RNA from Xyrichtys novacula (pearly razorfish), 423 nucleotides. Lineage: Eukaryota; Metazoa; Chordata; Actinopteri; Labriformes; Labridae. The record is from the annotation of a GenBank genome assembly.
AUGGUAUGGGGAUGUUUUGCAGGUGAUGGAAUAGGAGAUUUGUUUGAAGUAAAGGGUAUUAUGAAGAAGGAACAGUACCACUCCAUCCUCCAGCACCAUGCUGUUCCAUCUGGACUCAAGCUUGUGGCUCAUAAGUUUGUUUUACAGCAAGACAAUGACCCUAAGCACUCUGCCAAGCUCUGUCAAGGUUACCUAGAAGAGGAAAGUGUUCUUCAAAAGAUGGUUCGGCCCCCUCAGUCUCCAGACCUUUCUCCGAUUGAGCUUGUGAAGGAUGAAUUGGAUCGAUCGGUCAGAAAAAUGCGUCCCACGAAUCAGCAGUCUCUUUUUAAUAAACUUAAGAAAUCUUGGAAUGCAAUCCCUGGAACAUACCUUGAAAAACUUGUGAAACGAUUCCUGGUACUGUAUAUGCCAAGCUGUUGUUAA